Colletotrichum phormii is the source of this 876-nucleotide messenger RNA. Its product is annotated as carbonic anhydrase. The coding region runs from base 1 to 876 and encodes 291 amino acids. The transcript has 2 exons. Lineage: Eukaryota; Fungi; Ascomycota; Sordariomycetes; Glomerellales; Glomerellaceae. Gene Ontology annotation, biological process: one-carbon metabolic process. Gene Ontology annotation, molecular function: carbonate dehydratase activity; zinc ion binding. The record is from RefSeq and is a predicted model, not a curated record.
AUGAAGUCCUCCCUCCUCCUCCCCUUCGUGACCCUGGCCUCGGCCAUCUGCCACCACCGCACAUCGCUCUACCGCCGGAGCCACGGCGGCAUCGCGGCCCGCGGCGAGGACGGCUUGGUCGAGGUCGCAAAGUUUGGCUACGACGACCUCACGGGUCCCCUCAACUGGCACGGCCACAACAACCAGUCGUCCAAAUGCGCCACGGGUGCGUGGCAGAGCCCCAUCAACCUCAACGACACCUCGGCGACGCUCGUUCCCGGCACGAGCUUGAAGUUUGACGUGCCUGACCUGCCCCACGGCGCUGCGUUUGAGAAUCUGGGCAGCACGCUCGAGGUCGUGGCAGAGAACGGCACGCUGAUGAUGCGUGGGCGCACAUUUCACCUGAGGCAGUUCCAUUUCCAUACGCCUAGCGAGCAUAGGGUUGAUAGCGAGUACUUCCCCAUGGAGGUACAUUUUGUCUUUGAGGCCGAUGAGCAGCAGUUGAAGAACUCCACAGGGCCCAGCAACUCCGUCGUGGGGUUCCUCAUCGAAGUCGACAACCGCGCGUCCUCGCCCUUGCUAGCCAACGUCUUUGCCCACCUCGACGAGGUCGAGGAGCCGGGCUUGCACGCCGAGACGAACAGCCUGAACUUUGGCGAGCUGAAGCGCCACCUGGAGCAAUCAGACGUCUACCAGUACGACGGGUCUCUCACGACGCCGCCGUGCACCGAGGGCAUCGCGUGGAAUGUCGUGGCGGAGCCGUUGAGGAUCGACGACGUCACGUACCGCGCCGCCAAGAAGGUGUUGAAGUUCAACUCGCGGUAUACGCAGAACGUGCCUGGCCAGAGGAACUUGUUGGAGAACUCGAGGGUUAUGCUUAAUGCCGUGUCACCGUGA